Messenger RNA from Scheffersomyces stipitis CBS 6054, 1356 nucleotides. It is a transcript of the gene MUQ1, whose product is annotated as ethanolamine-phosphate cytidylyltransferase. The transcript has 2 exons. Gene Ontology annotation, biological process: phosphatidylethanolamine biosynthetic process. Gene Ontology annotation, cellular component: cytoplasm. NCBI's taxonomy places the organism in Eukaryota, Fungi, Ascomycota, Pichiomycetes, Serinales, Debaryomycetaceae. Gene Ontology annotation, molecular function: ethanolamine-phosphate cytidylyltransferase activity. The coding region runs from base 61 to 1125 and encodes 354 amino acids. The record is from RefSeq and is a predicted model, not a curated record.
AACGAAAACAUCUGGAUAGACGGGUGUUUUGACUUUACCCAUCAUGGACAUGCCGGUGCCAUGCUCCAAGCCAGGCAACUUGGAAAAGCACUUUAUGUCGGGGUACAUUCCGAUGAAGAGAUUUUGCAUAACAAGGGACCUGUUGUCAUGAAGUUGGAUGAGAGAUUGACUGCUGUAGAGGCCUGCAAAUGGUCUACUGAAGCUGUUGCCAAUGCACCUUAUGUCACUGAGCCCAAAGUAAUGGACCAGUACAACUGCAAAUACGUCGUUCAUGGAGACGAUAUCACCACCGAUGCUAACGGCGAAGAUUGCUAUCAAGUAGUUAAGGACUUAGGACGCUUUGUUGUAGUCAAAAGAACUCCCAACAUCUCCACCACAGACUUAGUAGGCAGAAUGUUGCUUAUGAACAAGAGUCACCACUACAAGAGCAUCGUGGACAACGACCAUGUGUUGUUAGAAAAGGAGAAUAUUGACAAAUUCGCCAAAUAUGCCACUGACUCGACUGGCUUGAAACAGGGUUCUGGUGUGUAUGUCUACAAAUCAGACAACACUGACUUGGUACAGUUGGUGGCUCCGUCUGAAAUCAUCGCCAAAAAAUACUCCAAGAUCUUCUACGUAGAUGGAGGCUUUGAUUUGUUUCAUCCGGGCCACAUCGAAGUCUUGAAGUUAGUCAAGCAGAGUGCCGAAAAGGCAGGUGCCGCUGUAGUCUUAGGAAUCCACGACGAUGCCACAAUCAAUAAGCACAAGGGGUUGAACUACCCCAUCAUGAAUAUAUUGGAGCGUUCAUUGUGCGUAUUGCAAUGCCGUUAUGUAGAGGGGAUUAUUUUGGGUGCUCCCUUCAGCCCAACGACGCAAUUCUUGUCCAUCUUUCCCGGCAAAGUGGAGAAGGUCUUUCAUGGUCCAACUCCAAUUGCUGACAUUGAUCCAUACGAGGACAUUGAAAACACAGAAGAUUUGUUUGUAGAAAUUGGGCCCCACAAGUACGACGACAUGAACACCGAGUUCAUAGUCAAGAGAGUGUUGGAUAACAAGCAGGCAUACGAAGACAGACAGAGAAGAAAGGGCUGGAAGUCGGAAGUGGAGUUGAAGUUGCAGAAAGAAGAAAAGGAGAGAUCGCAGAAGUGAAUGGAAUUAAGCCUUCAGAAGUUAAUCGAAAUUUCAUUGAAUGUGAACAUUCAAAAAAUACACCUCAGCAAAAAGCAAUGAAACUUAUAUUUUCGAUGGAAAAGUGAAAAAUCAAAGUAUAUCGAAUUGUUCAGCUAGAUCUCUCUCAAGAUAUUUCAGUUCUCCCGCAUUUUAAAUUCUACACAUCUACCUUUACCUGUGAUAUAAUGAUAAUAUAUUUAUUUAGAUUUG